AUGGACAACGAAAUGUGGUUUUGUGCGCGACGUGACAGUGCAGAAUCCGCACACGCCAGGUGCGACGGACAAGCACCAACCGGCUGGCCGGACCUAGUUCCGGAAGCCACUCCCGUCUGGCCGGACCCUGUUCCGGAGACGAACCCCGCUCUCCCAGGUCUUGUCCUGGAGGCAACAACUGGCUGGCCGGUCCUAGUACCGGAUGCCACCCCCGUCUGGCCGGACCCCGUUCCGGAGACGACCCCCGCUCUGCCAGGUCUUGCCCUGCAGGCAACAACCGGCUGGCCGGUCCUAGUACCGGAAGCCACCCCCGUCUGGCCGGACCCUGUUCCGGAGACGACCCCCGCUCUGCCAGGUCUUGCCCUGCAGGCAACAACCGGCUGGCCGGUCCUAGUACCGGAAGUCACCCCCGUCUGGCCGGACCCUGUUCCGGAGACGACACCCGCUUUGCUAGGUCCUGUACUAGAAGCACCCGCAUCGCUGGAUCCUGUUCCGGGUGCAAAUCAAGCCCUGCCGGGUCUUGUCCCGAAGGCAAUCUCCGCCCUGCCGGACCGUGUUCCGGAGGAUUUCACUGCUCUGCCAGGGCCUGUCCUGGAGGCACCCGUAUCGCUGGAUCCUGUUCCAGAUGCAACUCAAGCCCUGCCGGGUCUUGUCCCGAAGGCAAUCUCCGACCUGCCGGACCAUGUUCCGGAGGCUCUCAACGCUAUACCAGGCCCUGUCCGGGAGGCAAUUCAAGCCCUGCCGGGUCCUGUCCCGAAUGCAAUCUCCAGCCUGCUGGACCGUGUUCCGGAGGAAGUCAACACUCUGCCAGGCCCUGUCCUGGAGGAAAGCGCAUCGCUGGACCCUGAUCCGGAUGCAGUCCAAGCCCUGCCGGGUCCUGUCCCGAAGGCAAUCUACGCCCAGCCGGACCUUGUUCCGGAGGAUUACGAUACUCCGCCAGCCCCUGUCCUGGAGGCACCCGCAUCGCUGGAUUCUUUUCCGGAUGCAGUCCAAGCCCUGCCGGGUCCUGUCCCGAAGGCAAUCUACUCCCAGCCGGACCGUGUUCCGGAAGCAGAACCUAAAAAGGUCGGCGACUCCGCGAUCAACCGAGAUUCCGCGCCGAAGCUAGACAAUCCAGCAAGCCCACCUGAUACAAGCCGUGCCCAUCGGAGGACGGCUCCAACGACAACCAACCUCAACCCGAACGAGAGAGAAACCCGAACCAGUCGAGUCUCCCGCAUCUCCCAGAGCGAAGCACAAAGGCCACCUGACGAAGGUGCAAUUCAACGUCGGCCCUGGGACCCAGGGGUCGCGCCGCGUACGCGGUCCAGCAAGAACACCACCCAGGAUCGAGUUCCGUCUGUUGAGAGAACUCAACGGGGGGGAGAAUGUUCGGGACGACCGAAAGGUGCUUGCCCCCACCCGUACGACGAAAACGACUACGCCCCUGCGCAUCGGCAGAGCUGUCAUCGACGACGACAACAACAAGUUAGCCGCUCGAACCGCCUAGCAACAGGCAGGCGUUGA
This is a messenger RNA of Culex pipiens pallens (northern house mosquito), 1506 nucleotides long. RefSeq lists its product as uncharacterized. NCBI's taxonomy places the organism in Eukaryota, Metazoa, Arthropoda, Insecta, Diptera, Culicidae. The record is from RefSeq and is a predicted model, not a curated record. The coding region runs from base 1 to 1506 and encodes 501 amino acids. The transcript has a single exon.